CUCCCCCGUCGUUUCAGUUUCAGUUUUUCCUAUCAAACUCCGCUUUGCUUGUUUCCCAUGGCAACCAUGAAACUGAGAAUCAGAUCCCUCGAAUCCAAACAGACCCUGAAAGUCGAAAUCCCCACUCCCUCUACUCUCCAACAACUCAAGCAAACCCUAUCUCAAUCAAUCUCGUCUUCCUCUUCUAUCUAUCUAUCCCUCAAUCGCAAGGACGAGCUCCACGCGUCCUCGCCCGAAGCGUCCCUCCAGUCCCUCGGUAUCACCUCCGGUGAUCUUAUCUUCUUCACCCUCAACCCCACCGGCUUCUCCUCCUCUUCUCAAAUUCUGGCUCCCAAUCCCGAUUCCGUACAACAACCACCUCAAACCUUGGCUCCAAAUUUCCCAAAUCUAGAAAACCCAUCUGAAAUUCCUCGAGAAUCUCAAACCCUAGAGGGAAUUCCUUCGAAUCAAGACACCCCAGGAACCCUAGAAUUUUCCGGUGCUGAAACGAUGGGGGUGGAUCAUGGGUCUGGGGUUUUGAAUUCGGAGAACGAAGGAACCCUAGAAUUUUCCGGUGCUGAAACGAUGGGGGUGGAUGAUGGGCCGGUUUCAAUGGUGAAGAAGUUUUCGGAGCGUUGUUUUCUGGGGAGGGUGCUGAGCAAGGAGCUUGGCGACUAUGGUGGUGACCACACGCUGUUGGUGAUCGCCGUUCACGCGGUUUUUUUGGAGUCCGGUUUCGUCGGAUUCGAUUCGGUCUCGGGCAUGCGGGUCGACCGGUUUCACCUUGCGGACGAGUGGCCUUCGCGCGCUUUCACGAUGUCGCUCUGGUAUACUCUUCCUGAGCUUCUAGGAAAUGGGUAUCGUAAUUCUGGUAAUAUGGUUGAAAGUGUUGUUUUGAAGUUUCAAAGUUUGGGGCACUCGGUCGCUAUCUAUGGGUCUUUGGCUAAGGGCGGGCCCUGUGUGUAUCGGGCGUGUUUGAAUGAGAAUAGGUUUGUGCCGGCGAUCAGUUUAGCUUGUAGUGACUCGGUUGAUAGCAUUAACGAAGAAAAUGGGUACCCUGAAAGUGAGAUUUUUGAGUUUUGGAAGAUGGUGAAGGAUGGGCUCGUUUUGCCACUUUUGAUUGAUCUUUGUGAAAAGGCUAAUCUCCUUCCCCCACCUUGUUUUAUCCGCCUCCCCGCGGAUCUUAAACUUAAGAUUUUGGAGUCUCUUCCCGGUGUCGAUCUCGCAAGGGUGGGAUGUGUGUGUUCCGAAUUGCAGUAUUUGUCUUCGAACAAUGAGUUGUGGAAACGGAAAUGUGAUGAGGAGUUUGAACUAGAGUCGGGAGCGCAGGGAUUAGAUCAAUGGAAGGGUAGGUUUGCUUCGCUUUGGGAGAAGAAGAAGAAGAGGAAGAGGGAUGUUAAACGGUUAAAAAGGUUUCUUGGGGGGAAUUUUCUCAUCCAGGAGAGUCCAUUUGGCGCUUUUAUGGGGGGCAGAGAUCAUGCCCUCAUACCGGGUCGUCCCGUAGCUUCUGCAUUCGGACCAUACAGGAGGAUUCAGCGGGUGAACUUCAGGGCCGAUUGUCAUCUAGGUGGAUUUAAUUUUUAGUGGUCUGGUGCUGCAACUGAAUCCCUUGGGAGGUAACUUGAAGUCUCUUUUAUGUAUAUUAAUAAGUCUCACAUUGGACAUACCAAUAGAAUGAGGCCUCACAGGAGGACAGUAUAUGCUUUGAAAGUUUCUGCUGGUUUUGACGUUUAUAAGGAGGAGCGCAGGUUUCCUAGGUUUCAUUAUUGUGGGUUGUGUUUAUGACUUUUGGAAAAAUUGAAGUUGAGUUUCUUAGUAGUGGUAAUUUUAAGUUAACUGCAGUUUUGUUCUAAUUUACUGGUAUAUUUGGUGUGGUGAUUAUUUUUUUUUUAA
Molecule: messenger RNA, 1872 nt
Organism: Corylus avellana
Lineage: Eukaryota; Viridiplantae; Streptophyta; Magnoliopsida; Fagales; Betulaceae
Product: F-box protein SKIP22
Molecular function (GO): protein binding
Source: RefSeq, a predicted model, not a curated record